Mauremys reevesii (Reeves's turtle) is the source of this 2904-nucleotide messenger RNA. RefSeq lists its product as uncharacterized. NCBI's taxonomy places the organism in Eukaryota, Metazoa, Chordata, Testudines, Geoemydidae. The transcript has 15 exons. The record is from RefSeq and is a predicted model, not a curated record. Bases 151 to 2889 code for a protein of 912 amino acids.
UAAAAGCAGCUGGAUUUCGCUUCCCAAGCACAGUCACCCACAGACCGUGGCAAUAUCGGAGAACGAGUCUGGAGCUGUCGAAGCACCUGGAAGCGAACUGAAGUUUCUGGCUAUCUCACAAAAUCGGUCACUGAGCUGCCCAGUGCAAGGAUGGAGUUUCUCUGGCAUCUACUAAUGGCGAUCGGGAUCCUUGCAGGGACUGGGCUGUCUCAGCAAUGUGACCCAGUACCAGGGGGUCAUAACUUGGCACGGCGGUGCCCAGCCACUCAGUCCUCCAACUACGAUCAAUACGAACUUGAAAGAGUCAGGGCUGAAAACGCCGUGGAUGGAAUACGCGAUGGGAUUUUGACACAUAACUCCUGCACCCACACCAAGUGCGAGGAACAGCCGUGGUGGAGGGUGGACUUGGGCAGCCGUCAGUCUGUCUCCGCGGUGAUCGUGAAGAACAGGGAGGACUGCUGUGAGCAGAGACUCGUGGGGGCCCAGAUCCGCGUGGGAGACUCCCUGGCUGACGAUGGCAAGCAGAACCCCAUCUGCGGGACCAUCACCAACACUACACUGGGAUCCGUCAGCACCAUCCCCUGCAACGGGCUGGAGGGCCGUUACGUCACCAUCGUCAUCCCGGGCAGAAGGGGGAUUCUCACCCUGUGUGAGGUCGAGGUCGUAGCUCAGGGUUGUCCCCGAUCACCAGUGGGUUAUAAUUUGGCCCGGGAGAAGCAUGCCUUUCAGUCCUCCACACUCGCUCAAUACGGGCAUGAAAAGGCCGUGGAUGGAAAAUGCGAUGGGAUUUUGGACCAUGGCUCCUGCAGCCACACCCAGGGCGAGAGUGAUCCAUGGUGGAAUGUGGACUUGGGCAGUCGGUAUUCGGUCUCCACGGUGAUCGUGAAGAACAGGGAAGACGGCUGUGAAGAGAGACUCAAGGGGGCCCAGAUCCACGUGGGAGACUCCAAGGGUGGCCAGGGCAAGCAAGACCCCAUCUGUGGGACCAUCACCGACACUGCACCGGGAUCCCUCAGCACCAUCUCCUGUGAUGGGAGGAAGGGCCAGUACGUCACCAUCACCAUCCCGGGCAGGGUGGAGUUUCUCACCCUGUGUGAGGUUGAGGUCUACGGCACCCAGGUGUGGGAUGACUGCUACGAGUUGCCGGACCUGCCCGGCGCCCGCUACCCGGAGAAGCUGCCAGGCCUGCCCCGCGCCCGCUAUCCGGAGGAGUUGCCGGACCUGCCAAUCAACCCCUGCCCCGAUGAACCCAUGCUCCUGGAUCCCCCAGAGGCCAACCCCAGGACCCAGAACAUUCAUGUGAUCUCCUAUGCUGACAGUGCAAGGAUGGAGUUUCUUUGGCAUCUGUUCAUGAUGAUCGGGAUCCUUGCAAGGACUGGGAUGUCUCAGGGCUGCACCCCACCACCAGGGGGUCCGAACUUGGCGCUGGGGCGCCCGGCCACUCAGUCCUCCAUAUAUGAAGAUGUGACUGGAAAAGCCGUGGCUGGAAAGGCCGUGGAUGGAAAACGCGAUGGGAAGUGGGUACAAGGCUCCUGCAGCCACACCCAGCUCGACACAGAACCGUGGUGGACCGUGGACUUGGGCAGUCGUCAGUCUGUCUCCGCAGUGAUCGUGAAGAACAGGGAAGACGAAUGCUGUGGGGAGAGAAUCAGAGGGGCCCAGAUCCGCGUAGGAGACUCCCUGGCUGACCAUGGCAAGCAGAACCCCAUCUGCGGGACGAUCACUGACACCAGACCAGGAUCCGUCAGCACCAUCUGCUGCAACGGGCUGGAGGGCCGCUACGUCACCGUCGUCAUACCGGGAAGGGCGGAGUAUCUCACCUUGUGUGAGGUCGAGGUCCUAGCUCAGGGCUGCACCCCACCACCUGGGGCUCAGAACUUGGCGCUGGGGCGCCCGGCCACUCAGUCCUCCAUAUAUGAAGAUGUGACUGGAAAAGCCGUGGCUGGAAAGGCCGUGGAUGGAAAACGCGAUGGGAAGUGGGUACAAGGCUCCUGCAGCCACACCCAGCUCGACACAGAGCCGUGGUGGAACGUGGACUUGGGCAGUCGUCAGUCUGUCUCUGCGGUGAUCGUGAAGAACAGGGAAGACGAAUGCUGUGGAGAGAGAAUCAGAGGGGCCCAGAUCCAUGUGGGAGACUCCCUGGCUGACCAUGGCAAGCAGAACCCCAUCUGCGGGACCAUCACCGAUACCAGACCAGGAUCCGUCAGCACCAUCUGCUGCAACGGGCUGGAGGGCCGCUACGUCACCAUCGUCAUCCCGGGCAGGGCGGAGUAUCUCACCCUGUGUGAGGUCGAGGUCAUAGCUCAGGGAUGCACCCCACCACCCGGGGCUCGGAACUUGGCACUGGGGCGCCCGGCCACUCAGUCCUCCAUAUAUGAAGAUGUGACUGGAAAAGCCGUGGCUGGAAAGGCCGUGGAUGGAAAACGCGAUGGGAAGUGGGUACAAGGCUCCUGCAGCCACACCCAGCUCGACACAGAGCCGUGGUGGAACGUGGACUUGGGCAGUCGUCAGUCUGUCUCUGCGGUGAUCGUGAAGAACCGGGAAGACGAAUGCUGUGGGGAGAGAAUCAGAGGGGCCCAGAUCCGUGUAGGAGACUCCCUGGCUGACCAUGGCAAGCAGAACCCCAUCUGCGGGACGAUCACCGACACCAGACCAGGAUCCGUCAGCACCAUCUGCUGCAACGGGCUGGAGGGCCGCUACGUCACCAUCGUCAUCCCGGGCAGGGCGGAGUAUCUCACCCUGUGUGAGGUCGAGGUCAUAGCUCAGGGCUGUGCUCCACCACCAGGGGCUGCGGGACCAUCACUGACACUGCACCGGGAUCCCUCAGCUGAAGAGCCACGAGGUCAGACUCACCGUCCUGGGCAGGGCGGAGUGUCUCUCCCUGUGUGAGGUCGAGGUCUACGG